Molecule: messenger RNA, 563 nt
Organism: Pneumocystis jirovecii RU7
Lineage: Eukaryota; Fungi; Ascomycota; Pneumocystomycetes; Pneumocystales; Pneumocystaceae
Exons: 2
Coding region: 1-504 (167 amino acids)
Biological process (GO): tRNA 5'-leader removal
Cellular component (GO): ribonuclease P complex
Molecular function (GO): ribonuclease P RNA binding
Source: RefSeq, a predicted model, not a curated record
AUGUACAUAUAUAUUUAUAUAUAUUAUUUCAUUAUUCCAUCUAACGAUAUGGUGAGAUUCAAAGCUCGCUACCUCGUAUUUCAAAUUUUCUAUGAAAACCAGCUUGUAUCAAACUUAACAGAUACAAUCAAAUUAAAAAAAACAUUUAUUUCAUGCAGUAAACCACCUGACAAAACAACUAUAAUAUUAAAGCCUUCUGAUUUAUCAAAUAUUAUUAAAGAGCACGUUCAUUUAAAUUUUGGCGAAUGGGGACACGGUUUAGUUGCAACAAGUUUAAGCAUCAAAUAUUAUUCUCCAGCAACGUGCAUAGGUAUUCUUCGUAUUGCACGUCAACAUUAUCGGCUUGUUUGGGCAGCGUUAACACUGGUGAAAAUGAUACAUAAUCAACAUGUAAUUAUACGUGUUUUACGGGUUAAUGGUACAAUGAAAAGUGCAGAAAUGUAUUUGAUUGAACAUAAUCGCAAUCUGCUAGUACAACAUAAAGUAAAUGUAGUAGGGCUAUAAAUGAUAUAAAAAUGGAAUAUAUACAUAUAAUGUAACGUGUAUACAGCGCAUUUAAUUCA